Austrofundulus limnaeus is the source of this 842-nucleotide messenger RNA. RefSeq lists its product as uncharacterized. Lineage: Eukaryota; Metazoa; Chordata; Actinopteri; Cyprinodontiformes; Rivulidae. The record is from RefSeq and is a predicted model, not a curated record.
AUGAACACCCUGGAACCAUUGUAUGAACAACACCUUGGCAGUGACCAUGUUAAUUUUAUGCCCUUUGCCCAAGGGUAUCGAGCAGUCCUGAAGCUGCUACAGUUAAAGCACCAGCAAAAUAAAUCAGGCAAUGCAGGAAUUUGUCGGCUGUUGAGCACCACUCCAGUUCUUGUCCCAGCUGGCCAGACUAUGGUUCUGGAGGGUUCUGUUAAAAUCACCCCUCCAUCUGCAAGUAAGUGGGCCAUUAUUGAACAUCCCAGUUCAUCUCUGCCAGGGGGUUUGUGUGUCCAAAGCUGUCUAAUAACCCUGCCACAACAUUCACCAAAUAAAGUUCCUGUAAUCAUGAAGAAUGAAUCAGGUCAAGAUGUGUUUAUUUCCCCUUUGACCAUUAUUGCAGACAUUGGGUCAGCACCCACCAUUCUGUCACAGCAAAUUACUUCUCAAAAAGCACAACAGACAACUUUGGAGUUCAACUUUGGAGAUUCUCCCAUUCCACCUAAGUGGAAAGAACACAUUAUUAACAAACUGAACAGUAUGCCUGAAGUAUUCUCCCAUCAUGAUAUGGAUUUUGGCUGUACAGAUGCUGUUCAGCAUAACAUCAAACUUCAUGAUGAGACACCUUUUAAACAAAGAACAAGGCCAAUCCAUCCCCAAGAUCUGGAAGCAGUCCGAGAACAUCUGAGGGACCUGCUUGAAGCUGGCAUCAUAAGAGAGUCCAAAUCACCAUUCUCAUCUCCAAUAGUGGUUGUUCGAAAACGUAACGGUUCCAUCCGGCUAUGCGUAGAUUACAGAAAACUUAAUCUCCAAACUAUUAAAGAUGCAUAUGCCCUUCCUAAUUUGGA